Messenger RNA from Adineta steineri, 1587 nucleotides. The record is from the annotation of a GenBank genome assembly. Lineage: Eukaryota; Metazoa; Rotifera; Eurotatoria; Adinetida; Adinetidae.
AUGGAGAUCGAUUCAGCCGUGCGACAACGUUUGACAAACGCCAAUCAAAUACAUUUACUUGCUUAUUGGUCCGAAUUGAACGACGAACAACGUCAAAUACUUUUACGUGACAUCAAUGAAGUCGAUUUUGAACGUGUUAAUCAAGCGUAUGAUGCUAUCAAACAAGAAUUAUUAACAGAAACUAAUGGUCAAACAAAAACUGAAACACCACAAGUUAUUGAUGAUAUUAUGGAACCAAUUCCUGAUCAUAUGGCUGGAUCGAUCAAUGAAGCAAGCAAGGAACAACUUGAUACCUAUCGACAACAAGGUUUAAAAGCUGUUUCUGAAAGUAAUGUCUGCGUUUUAUUACUCGCUGGUGGACAAGGAACUCGUCUUGGUGUUGAUUAUCCAAAAGGCAUGUUUGAUGUAGAUUUACCAUCAAAAAAAUCUCUUUAUCAAAUACAAGCCGAACGUAUUCGAAGACUCGAACAACUUGCUAAUGAACAAUAUAAUACACAUAAUGCAACCAUUACAUGGUUUAUUUUAACAAGUGAACAUACUCAAGAACAAACAGAAAAAUACUUUCGUUCUCAUAAUUGUUUUGGUUUAAAACGUGAAAAUAUAAUCUUCUUUGAGCAACAUACAUUACCAGCAUUAGAUUUACAAGGAAAAAUUUUACUUGAAGAAAAGUAUAAAUUAACAAAAGCAGCUGAUGGAAAUGGCGGCUUAUAUCGUGCAUUAAAAACUCGUGGAGUUUUAGAUGAAAUGAAAAAGCGUCAUAUUAAAUAUGUACACGUUUAUGGUGUAGAUAAUAUUUUGGUUCGUUUAGCUGAUCCAAUUUUUAUUGGUUUUUGUUUAGAAAAAAAUGCGGAUUGUGCUGCAAAAGUUGUAAAAAAAACAAUUCCAACUGAAGCUGUUGGUGUUAUUUGUAAAGUUGGUGAACGUUUUCAAGUUGUUGAAUAUUCUGAAAUCUUAGAACAAACAGCACAUCGAAAAAAAUCGGAUAAUAGUGAUGAAUUAGUAUUUAAUGCGGGCAAUAUAUGCAAUCAUUUUUUUACUGUGGAUUUUCUUCAAGAUGUUUGCCAAAAACAUGAAAAUGAACUUCGCUAUCAUAUAGCAAAGAAAAAAAUUCCAGCUAUUGAUAAUAAUGGUGUACAUGUUAGUAAACCAACACAAAUCAAUGGAAUUAAAUUAGAAAAAUUUGUUUUUGAUGUUUUCCCAUUUUCAAAAACUUUUGCAGUUUGGGAAGUAUGUCGUGAAGAUGAAUUUUCGCCAUUAAAAAAUUCUUCAGGUGCAAAGGAUACAGCAAUAACUUGUCGACGAGAUUUAAUGCUUCAACAUGUUCGUUGGCUUCAACAAUCUGGUGCUCAUUUACCAUCUGAUAUAGAAAAACAUAUAGAAACAGUUGGAAAAACUUGUGAAAUUUCACCACUUGUUUCAUAUGCUGGAGAAAAUCUUGAAUAUCUUAAAGGUCAGAAACUUGAAUUACCAAUAUCUAUUGACAAAAAGAAUGAUAAACAAGAGCCUGAUAUUGAUUUACCUAAAAAAUUAACUCUAACAAAUGGUAUUAAACCAAUAUCAAUACAAACAAACGGAAUUCAUCAUUAA